UCCGUCCCCAGCAAGACACUGGCAGGGAUAUUUGCGGAUACCCCCACCUCCCUUACUCCUCGACCGGCGCCCCAGUCCAAAUAGGCAAACGGUGCUUUAGCCAAGUUUUCAACAGACCCAUUGAAAAUCAAUGGGUCCACAGAAAAUCGCGAAAAACAGCGCAACGGACACAGAAUAAAACAACGGUCAUGUGCAUGAGGCCUAAUAGUGUGUCAACUCGUAAAAAGUAUUAACUAUUUACGCAGUGAAGUGAAUGGAGCGGGCACAGCUGGUGAAGACCCUUAUCCUCCUCUGUCCUCCAUCUCUGGAGCAGUGUGAGAACAGCAUACUACUUACACGCACUGGAAUAAUGAGGUACUACAAGUCCCAGCUUCAUCUAGAAAUAGAUAAUUACACAGUGGAGCAGAACAGCAAGGCUCAACCAUCCUGGGGAGCGGUCUGAGGGACAGGCUGGACAGAUGGUCAGCGUCAGAAUUGCCAACCAGAAUGUUUCUUUUCUUCUGGACAACUUAUCCCAAAAUCACGGACAGCCUACAUUUUUUAAGGACAAAUUGGAAAACAAUGAAUGAAGAAGAUUAUAAGAAAUACAUUUCUAUAGCUCAAUAUACCGAGCAGAACUCUUUACCACCAUUUACUGUGAGCUGUAGGAUCACGAUGGUCACCACCAAAAUAAUCUAGUCAAGUACUACCAGCCUCAAAAAAAUCACGGACACAUCAAUCUUUUUUUCACAGACACAAGAAAAAAAUCACCUAUUUUUGCGGACUGUCCAGAAAUUUCUGGAAGGUUGGCAACCCUUGCCAGCGUCCAGCCUGGCAUCCGGUGGGAUGGGCUCUACAUAUGCAUGGCAGAUGCCUCCUGUGUGAGGGAAGGAGACAAGACCAGCCUGACCGGCCUUACGGGACAUCGAAGUAACUUCUUCAUUAUUAAUGGCCAUUAGUAGAGCUGGUGUCAAAUUAUUACCAGCCCUAACGACGUGCUGUACACCACUCCAGCAGACGCCUGGCACUGUGUGCUCAGAGCUUAGGCUGAUGUGCAGCUGCUCCGCCACCAAAAAACUAUUUCGUGAAGCUCCCGGCGCCGUGUUUUUGUGCUGAUGUCACCUCCGGAGACAGUCUGGAUGUGCAGUGAGCGGCGAUACAACAGAGGAUGGACCGUGUUUAUGUAGGAGCUUGUGUGAUCCUCCACUUCUUAUUCUGAAUGCUUCCACUUCACAAUGAUUGGACUUGGAGGUGACUGGGGCAGAUCUAGCACAUCAGCUCCACCACUGCUGCUGGUCUAUGGAGGAUGUCUGGUUGGCUUUUAUACACUCUGGUGAUGUCAUCAGAGGAUAAUGAGACUCCUCCCCCAGCAGAGCACACUGUCUGAGAGCUUAGUCCAGGAGCUGGAGCUCACUGUGGGGUUGGAAAUGUCCAUACUGCUCUGUGUGUCCCUCAUAAUGCACGUCGGGUACUGUCAGGUACGAGUUAAUAAAGUGGUCUACGCGCUGUUGCAUUCAAACGUGACCCUAAAAUGCCAAGCGGACACGCAGGAAGAAAUCAAACAAACCACCUGGGAAGUGAAAGUGGAUGGAACCAGUAAGACAUUCCUUACAUAUAGAAACGACACGGGAUCCAUUUUUCAGAUGUCCUACGGUGGGAGAGUUAGGUUCAAGGGUGACGGAUACAAAGAUGGAUCCAUUCAGAUACUUUCUGUUACCCUGGCCGAUGAGGGCGUCUUCAAAUGCGUUUUCACCACAUACCCAUCUGGAACCAUUGAAGGAGAAAUCCAGUUACAAAUUUUCGUUCUGCCUACAGUCAGGCAAGAGCUGCAGCAAGACGUCAGAACUCCCUGCAUCAAUAUGGUGACUGAGUGUUUGGUGUCCUCAGCAAAACCGGCUGCAGAGAUCCAGUGGAUCACUCGUGGUGUAAAUUAUACAUCAAAAGAGAACAUAACUAUACAUACCAAUAAAACCAUGAGUAAGAGGAGCCAGCUGUACAUGAUGACAACCCCAGACUUGUACGACCAUGAAGUGCUCUGCUUGGUCUCUCAGCCGAACAUCCCUUUCGAAUACCAGGGAAAUAUAACAGUCAAAGUCACCUUGACCAACAUUCAAUUUCCUCCUCAGAUGGUCCAAAUUGAAGUACUGAAAAAAAAAGACGAGCUGCAGCUUUUAUGUAAAUCGGAUGGCAAUCCAAGGCCAAAGUACAACUGGAAGCGGAGAGACGCGGAGAGAAGUAACAUCAUCCCAUUGGAUACUCACGAGAUGACAUCAUCGACCCUAAACUUUACCGAUGAGUAUACUGAUGGAUUAUAUAUCUGUGAAGCAGCAAAUGACGUGGGACUAAACGAGGGAUAUAUUUACAUGUAUCAGAAAACAAGUUCCUCUCGUCUUCGUACUGGAAUGUUAAUCAGUGUUCUCGGUUUCUUUCUCAUUGCAAAUAUGUGUAUGUGUUACAUGAUCAUACUCAGAUUACUGCAUCUAAAAAAUGAUAAGUUUUUCUCGAAGUCACAAAGUUUUGAAGAACAUUCCGAGGAGAAACCUGAAAGGAAACGAAGCAGAAAAUGGAGGAAAACUUCUGAUGAGGAACUUGAAAACAUUGGAGACACUGGUUUGCAAGAAUCAAAACCAGAAGAAGAUACAUGGAGCAAGAAACUUGAGCAAGGCCCAUCAGAACCUACUGAGAUGUCGGAAUCAGGAGAACAGACCUCACAGUUGCUUUAGCUCUGACUCAUCUACUCGAAGAGAUUCCUAUUUAUUAGGUCAAAUUAGAUUAAUGGGACUCUAGACCGACAGUCUACUGUAACUGCAACUUCUCUGCAGCCGAGAAUAAUCUACUGCUUCCUGUCAUCCGUCAUUUCAGACUGAGGAGACUGCUGUGUUCUUCCCUGGUACGACUGAUUGGAGGUUUGGAUAAUUCCAUGACUUUCCAUAUUUCUAAUUUUGGAAACUUUCAAAAACAUUCCAGUUCAUGUGAGACUUUUUCAUGAUAAGUCAAGAUGUUUCAAAACAUUUUUUGGAUAAGUCAACCUAUGCCCCCAAAACCAAUGAUCCUACUAUAGUCAUGACACCUGAUAUUGGGAAACCUACUUCUUCUGAAGCAGUACACAUAUUAUUUGGAUAUUUAUAUAUUAUUAUACAAUAUUUAUAUAUUAAUGGAGUACCAAAUGUUGAAAAUGUCCUGGGAGAUCAGUCCUAAUCCAUCCUUGUUACUAACUGCAGGUCUGACUUGUAAAAAACAUUUGCCAAACCCGAGUUCAGGAGUUUUUUAAAGUGCAAAUUAAUUAAUGAAGUUAUUGCGCGAAGUCUUGCGAGACUUCUCGAAGCAAUAACUUCGGCUCAUGAGAACCAAUACAUUCUAAUACUGUACGGAGCUCCUGCUUCAUCCGAAGUCGAUUCGCUCAUCCCUAGCCGCUGUCUCAAACAGCAACCUAAAUCUGAUAAUUCCAACUCAAGGUAUGGCACUACCAUAACCCCUCCUGCAGUCUUGGGGGUAUGUUUGACUGAGAUCUUUCCUUUACCGCCAAUAUUUAAUGCUUUGUUCUCUCAUAAAAACCCUCCCUUCUCCAAUCUAUCCUGAAUGCCGCAGCUAGUCUCAUCUUUCCACCUGCAACACUGAUGCCUACAUCCUGUGCCAGUCACUACUCGGAUGCCUCCACUCUGUGCCAUUCUCUACACCGAUGCCUCCACCCUGUACCAGUCACUGCAGAGAUGCCUCCACCCUGUGCUAGUUUUUUACAUUGAUGCCUCUUCCAUUUACUAGUCACUACUCCGAUGUCUCCACCCUGUACCAUUCACUUUUGCCUCCACCCUGUACCAGUCACUACACCAUUGCCUCUACCCUGUAGCAGUCACUGUACUUGUUACCCAUCCAUUAUACAAUAAAGCUCUCCACAGUGCUUCACCGUCCUACAUCUCCUACCUCAUUGUUAUCUGCCAAUGAUCUAAGACCAACAUUCUCCAUGACCAAACCUCCUGCUCCUAUCUCCAAGCCUUCUCUUGAGCUGCACCAAUUCUCUAGAAUGUACUACCCUGGACAAUCAGAUUAAUUGCCAACAUCCAUAGUUUCAAGCCUGCCCUAAACACAUAUUUUUUUAGAUGGGGCUAUCACUCUCUUUUCUGUUUUGCCCUUUCAACCUUAUUCCUCUAAACCUAAUUCUUUCAGCAGUGUCCCUCAAACUUCUCGCACACUGAUGCACUUUAUAACUGGGCAUACACAGAUAAGGGUCGUUGAGCGGCUCAUGCAGCUUUAUGUAUACUGACCUAUUCUAUAUAAGAGAUGGCUGGACCAUUGUACCUUAUAAGCUCUUUAAACAUUUGUGUCACCCCUACUGCCUUAUAAAUUGAAAGCUCUUGGCCCUGAAUCCUAAUUUUUUAAUUUUUCAUUAGUGUAACGGGGAGCCGGCGACGCGCUUCUUCCUUGUGGCGCUGCCGGCAUCCCGCAUCUGUGCAGGAGUGAGGACGCGGCCUGCGUCCUCCUCUUCAUGGGGACCAGGGGGCGGGGAGGCUGAGGGGGCCUCCUCAGCAAGGCUGGCAUUCUCCUGGCUGAAAGAAGUGCUGAGCGCCGAUCACUAUUGGCUUGUCUGACUCUGUUACGGUACUUUCGUUAUCUUCUUAGGCCCCUGCACAUAUCUAAGCGAGGGACUGCCGCCAAGUUGUACGCUGUCGGUUAGGACGGGCCGUGCAAGUAGGCAGGGACAGAGGUGGGGGGGAGUUUAGGGCUGCACUUAUCCCUACCCUCUGUCGUGACAAUUAGUUUGUUACUUUGUGAUGUCUGAUUUUGUCUGUUUCUCUCUGACGGUAAAAGGCUGAAGCAUAGGUUGACACUAAAUAUAUAAAAUUGUUACAACAGCAACAGGGCAGUUUUA
This is a messenger RNA of Bufo gargarizans (Asiatic toad), 4846 nucleotides long. RefSeq names its product OX-2 membrane glycoprotein-like. The transcript has 9 exons. The record is from RefSeq and is a predicted model, not a curated record. Bases 1332 to 2702 code for a protein of 456 amino acids. Gene Ontology annotation, cellular component: adherens junction. NCBI's taxonomy places the organism in Eukaryota, Metazoa, Chordata, Amphibia, Anura, Bufonidae. Gene Ontology annotation, biological process: homophilic cell-cell adhesion; heterophilic cell-cell adhesion.